CCGAGCCGCUCCGGCUUCUUUGUCUGCGGGCGGCAGCCUCGGCCGCGGCCCCCUGGCCCGGGCAGGGACAUGAGUGUCUAGUCGGUGGCCGCUGGGCAGCCGGGGAGCGGGAGGCUGGGCUUCGGGCUCCGCAGCCACACGGCACCUCCCUACAGCCUGUAAAUCCAGGAACAGUAGGAAAAUCUGUAGAGAAAGCAGAUGAGAGGCUCCCAGGGGCUGGGAGAGGCAGUGCCAGUGGAGUUUCGUGUUCCUGAACUAGAAGUGCUCCUGGAUGCACAGCGUCGUGAGUGUACAGAAUCCCGCUGAAAGAGAUGCUUUAAAACCCCAGAAGUGCUGGCCCACACUGCUAAUCCCAGCACUCAGCAGUCAGAGAAUGCAUUAGGUGGGGACUGGCACCCACCCCACCCGGCAGUGACCAUGGAUCCUGGAGCUGGCUCUGACUCAUCUCUGACCGUGAAUGAGCAGGUCAUUGUGAUGUCAGGCCAUGAGACCAUCCGAGUGCUGGAAGUCGGGGUGGAUGCUCAGCUCCCGGCUGAGGAGGAGAGCAAAGGACUAGAGAGCGUGGCUGCUGACGGCUCCCAGAGUAGAGGCCCUGCCGAAGCUGGCGAACCUGCUGCUGAAGCCGGGCAGCGCGACCCAGACCACUCUGCAGAGGCAACUGUGAAGUCGCUGCCCGGGAUCCCUCCGAGUCCUGCCCCAGCCAUUGCCACCUUCAGCCAAGCCCCAAGCCAGCCUCAGGCAUCACAGACCCUGACGCCUCUGGCCCUACAAACUGCCCCCCAGGUCUUGACUCAGGAAAACUUAGCCACAGUUCUGACAGGAGUUGUGGUUCCGGCAGGGGCGGUUACUCAACCUCUUCUUAUCCCCAUCAGUAUUGCAGGUCAGGUGUCUGGGCAGCAGGGGCUGGCCGUGUGGACAAUCCCUACAGCAGCCGUGGCUGCCCUCCCUGGACUGGCCGCUGCGUCUCCUACCGCGGCAGUCUUCAAGCCACCGUUAGCUGGGCUCCAAGCAGCUGCCGUGCUGAACACCGCUCUCCCGACACCUGUACAAGCUGCCCCACCAGUCCAGGCCUCCUCGCCCACCCAGCCCCGGCCACCAGCUCAGCCCCAGACGCUGUUCCAGACCCAGCCGCUGCUACAGACCACGCCUGCCAUACUCCCACAGCCCACUGCUGCCACCGUCUCCGCCCCCACCCCGAAGCCAGUGGACACCACUCCACAGAUCACCGUCCAGCCUGCCGGCUUCGCGUUUAGCCCAGGGAUCAUCAGUGCUGCCUCCCUCGGGGGACAGACCCAGAUCCUGGGCUCCCUCGCUGCGGCUCCAGUCAUUACCAAUGCCAUUCCCAGCAUGCCGGGGAUCAGCAGUCAGAUCCUCACCAAUGCUCAGGGACAGGUUAUUGGAGCACUUCCGUGGGUAGUGAACUCGGCUAGUGUGGCUACACCGGCACCAGCACAGAGCCUACAGGUCCAAGCCGUGACUCCCCAACUCUUGCUGAAUGCCCAGGGCCAGGUGAUUGCAACCCUAGCCAGCAGCCCCCUGCCUCAACCUAUGGCUGUCCGGAAGCCAAACACACCGGAGUCCCCUGCUAAGAGUGAGGUGCAGCCUAUCCAGCCGACGCCAGCUGUGCCGCAGCCUGCAGUGGUCAUCACCAGCCCGGCCUCAGGAGUCAAGCCCUCUGCCUCAGCUCCUAUCCCGAUCACCUGCUCCGAGACCCCUACCGUCAGUCAGCUGGUCUCGAAGCCGCACACCCCGAGCCUGGAUGAGGACGGGAUCAACUUAGAAGAGAUCCGGGAGUUUGCCAAGAAUUUUAAGAUCCGGCGGCUCUCCCUGGGUCUCACACAGACCCAAGUGGGCCAGGCUUUGACUGCAACAGAAGGUCCAGCCUACAGCCAAUCAGCCAUCUGCCGGUUUGAGAAGUUAGACAUCACACCCAAGAGUGCCCAGAAGCUGAAGCCGGUUCUGGAGAAGUGGCUGAAUGAGGCGGAGCUCCGGAACCAGGAAGGCCAGCAGAAUCUGAUGGAGUUUGUGGGCGGUGAGCCCUCCAAGAAACGCAAACGGCGAACCUCCUUCACGCCGCAGGCCAUAGAGGCUCUCAAUGCCUACUUUGAGAAGAACCCCCUGCCCACUGGCCAGGAGAUCACCGAGAUCGCUAAGGAGCUCAACUAUGACCGUGAGGUGGUACGGGUCUGGUUCUGUAAUCGACGCCAGACACUCAAAAACACCAGCAAGCUGAACGUCUUUCAGAUCCCUUAGGGCUUCCUCUCAGCCCUUGUUCCAGCACUUUCUACUGUUCCCUCAGCAACUGGCUGUCGUCACUGUGGCAGUACCGUGUGCAGCUGAGCUUGCCCUAGGUCAUGAGACUCCACCUGUGCAUGUGUGUCAAUGCCUGCCUCUUCUGCCCAAUAUGUCACACCCUGGGGAGGCCCAAGGGGCUGCAUGAGAGCCCUAGGCUCUGGGCUGGGCACAUGGAAGGAGGGGAUUUAUGGUGUUCUCUCAAAAAGCACUUUGACAACAUGGUUUCUGAAGGGUAUGUUCUGGUUGGGAACCAGAAAGGCUCUGUCUUUGGGGUGGGGCUGUAGCAACUCUUGGGGACCGCUGUGCACUAGCUCUUGUUUUUGGUGGCACUCUCCACCCCUUGCCCUUAGCUCCUCCAAGGUUGUACCAGUGUGACAGCUCACCCAGCCUCACACUGCCCUCUUUUACUUUCUACACAGGCACAUUAACCCCCUUAAAAGACCAAGGAGAUGAAGUUCAGAAGUGUGACUCACUGUCUGCCUUGACCUCCAACAGAAAGUCCCAGAGCUGUGGGGUCAGAUGCUGGGAGGUUCCUCCUGGGGUCCUGGGUGGGAUUGCACUAACGCAGAAACUUUCCUCUACAAACCAAGUGGGAAGGGAAGCAACAGCGAACUCUCCCAUCCUGGAGAGUCUUAGGUCUGUCGCAGGUCUGGAAUUUAGUAAAUAAGGCCAUCCACCCAGAUUUUAAUCUAAUCGUCAUCUGUGACCAUCUCCCAAGGAAAGCUCUCUAGGGAGCUGUCAGCUUGGGAACAUUUCCACUGCCCACUCACACAGGCAGCUACAGGGGGCGCGGAUACCCUCUCUUAUGCCCAUACCCAUCUCAGUCCAGCACUCUUUAGAGGAACAAACUGAGUGAGAAGCCAGAAAGCAAGGAGCCGGAGUGAGGAGGAGGGCAAUGUUCAGAAAGAUGAUGGUCCAGGAAGAUGUCUAGUUGAGGCUGGCUUACCUCUCGCUUUCUUUGUAACUUUAAGUCUUGGAUGUUGGAGUUUUCACUUUGUCAGAUUGCAGACCAGGUCUGUGUGUGACAAGCCCCGGGCCGCUCUGCCAUGCUCCUCUGAGCCAAGAGUGCCCAGGUCGGUAUGGACUUUGCCUCCGUAGGUGAUGGCAUGCUGGGGGCUAGCAUCAUAUUCAAGUCUCUAAGUGAGCUUCCAGCCACAGGGAGGCUGGCCAGCCCUUUGUCAGUGUGUUGGCUGGAGAAUGUAGCUCGGUGGGAGAGAAUUUAGCACUUACAAGGCUCCAAUUCAGUUUCUAGCACUAAGGAGAAAAUUAAUUAGUAUUUGGUUUCAGGAAGUCAGGAAAAAGCUAAGAUAAUUGCUUGAAUGACCCCAGAAUUGCCACGUAGACUGUUCUUGUCUACAAGGAUAAGGACAACCAGUCGCUACUUUUUAUUUUGGUUUGUUGUUUUGUUUUUUGAAAUAGGAUCUCACUUAGUCCAAGCUGACUUGAAACUUGUGGUUGAAAAUGACCUUGAACUCCUAAUUGACCCUCCUGCCACCGUGCCACUGCGCCUGGCUCUUCUCCACUCUCAGCCUUACAGAGCCUGCAGUCUAGAUACCCACCUUGCACCUCGUGUGAUCUGCCCUGAGGAAAUGACAGUCAAACAAACAUUACCUUCUCUGCUGAUCACAGUGCAGAGACACUGAGGCCUCGCUUCCUCUCCUCUUGGGUCCUGCAGUGCCAGUAUGGAGAAGCAGAUGGUAGCUCUCCUGUGAGAUGGGGACAGUAGUAUGUGAAUUAACACACACACACACCACGGCAUUCACAUCAACCAAACCUGCUGGGGUCUGCAGGGAAUAAGGAGGCAGGUGCGCAGCUCUCCUGACUCUGCCUCCCAGGACAGCGCGUCCCCAGAGGGGGGAAGGCCGUCUCCUUGGCGACUGUGAUUGUCAGCUGCUUCCGUGAGGUGGGAAGUCAGGAGGGUACUGCACGUGAGUUUUCAGUGUGGAUGCUUACAUCUUGGAGCUUAUCGAGUGACUCACUUGAGAAAUUAUAUGCAGCUUUUCUUGCUCGAAACCUGCACUCAAGAGUGCUGUUUUCUGUGGGGUGGCAUGUUGUAUGAAGUGUGGCCAUGCUGUGGCCAUGCAGGAGGAUGAUCUAAAUUAAACCUGGCCAUGCUUUCUCAGCCCGUCCUUGGUCUAAACUUGUCUUCCCAAGGCUGGGCCAGAGUAAACCGUUUUCUCCUGUGUAGGAAAGAUGCAUUCGGAACAGUAGGAGAGCCCGGAUGUUUACAGGCUGGACUUCCCAAAUGCGAGGUGCAAGGUAUGCAUUAAGUGCCCCCAAAGUAUAGUUUACUUUGACCUAUGAACUCUGCCUCUGCUCCCCCAGUCUGAGCCACUAACCUACAAGGUAGUUUUUGUUGUUGUUUGGGUUUGGGGAACAUUAGACUCUAAAAAAGAGUUAACAGUUUUAUUUCGAAAGCACCCUCCUGGACUUAAGCCCAUGCACAGUGGCUCUCUUGCUCUGGAAGACAGGAGAAUGGGCAGAAAAUGGUCAACUCUGUGGUUGGCUAGUUUGAAGUGGCAGGAAACUAGAACUGUCUACGGCCUGCUGAAUCAGCUGGGCUCUUUGACCCUGCGCUAACUAUGGCGUUUUUUUAUCCAAGCAAAGUCCAGAGAAGAAACUGGUCACGUGAACUGUAAAUGCACUUGAGUUUGGAAUGAGAAAGCCUGUUGUGUUUGUGUUCUUGAAAAUCCAGUCGCCUUCCUAUGCCCAGGAUUCCCUCCCUGCCUGCUAGGCCAGAUUCUGGCAUUGAUGUCCUGAUGGUCUCCCCGCAGGGGGCAUUGCCCCUGGAAGCUGGGAGAACAGGGGAGAAGCACUUGGUGUAGUUGUGUGAAU
This is a messenger RNA of Microtus oregoni (creeping vole), 5130 nucleotides long. RefSeq names its product POU class 6 homeobox 1 (gene Pou6f1). Gene Ontology annotation, molecular function: DNA-binding transcription factor activity, RNA polymerase II-specific; RNA polymerase II cis-regulatory region sequence-specific DNA binding. Lineage: Eukaryota; Metazoa; Chordata; Mammalia; Rodentia; Cricetidae. The transcript is spliced from 12 exons. The coding region runs from base 418 to 2253 and encodes 611 amino acids. Gene Ontology annotation, biological process: regulation of transcription by RNA polymerase II. The record is from RefSeq and is a predicted model, not a curated record.